Molecule: messenger RNA, 10174 nt
Organism: Syngnathoides biaculeatus (alligator pipefish)
Lineage: Eukaryota; Metazoa; Chordata; Actinopteri; Syngnathiformes; Syngnathidae
Gene: fbn1
Product: fibrillin 1
Exons: 66
Coding region: 322-9024 (2900 amino acids)
Molecular function (GO): calcium ion binding
Source: RefSeq, a predicted model, not a curated record
GAGUAAGGAAGGGAGAGAGCCAGUGACUCGAGCUCCCCUCUCCUCGCGCGGAAUGCAUCAGCUCGUCUCAACGAUCUCUCGCGGCGGCUCGUCACGCAGCUGGAUGCGCACGGCCCGAAUCCACGCGUGACCGUGCGCAUCUCUUCGCGAGCGCUCCUCGGAAGCUUCCGCUCAACUUUUCUCAUCAUCAUCAUCAUCAUCACACCAGUGUGCAAACUUGAACAACUUGAACAACCUCCAUCUCCUGGAGACAAGCUUUGACUCCAGCCUGCACACGAGUUGCACGUCUCGUAGCGGACAUUGCACACUUGACGAGUGGAUAUGCCGGACAGUAAGCGCGGAGGAGGAGGAGGGCGGCUACUGCAGCUGGCUCUGGUGGCCCUGCUGUCCCUCUGCGUCCCGCUCGGAGAGGCCGCGGAGGUUCCGGAGACCGGAGAGGUCAGAACCACCGACUCCAGGACCGGCCGAGCCAAAAGGAGGGGAGGGACGGACGUGCUCAGAGGACCCAACGUGUGCGGGUCUAGGAACAACGCCUACUGCUGCCCGGGCUGGAAGACUCUGACCGGGGGAAACCAGUGCAUUGUUCCCAUAUGUCGCAGUAGCUGCGGAGAUGGUUUCUGUUCCAGACCCAACAUGUGCACCUGCCCCAACGGCCAAAUCGCCACAUCCUGUGGAUCCAAAUCAGUCCAGCACUGUAACAUCCGCUGCCUGAACGGGGGGUCGUGCGCCGAGGACCAAUGCCUCUGUCAGAAAGGCUACGUGGGAAACCACUGCGGUCAACCGGUAUGUGAAAAUGGCUGCCAAAACGGAGGAAGGUGUGUGGCUCCCAACAGAUGCGUGUGUACCUACGGCUUCACCGGGGCACAGUGCGAGCGAGACUAUCGGACGGGUCCUUGCUUCGCUUCAGUGAACAACCAGAUGUGUCAAGGCCAGCUCACCGGUAUUGUGUGCACAAAGACUCUGUGUUGUGCCACAGUGGGACGGGCAUGGGGUCACCCUUGUGAAAUGUGCCCAGCCCAGCCUCACCCAUGCCGGAGAGGCUUCAUACCAAACCACCGCACAGGAGCAUGCCAAGAUGUGGACGAGUGCCAGGCAAUCCCUGGCAUCUGUCAGGGAGGAAACUGCGUCAACACGGUGGGAUCCUUUGAAUGUAAAUGUCCAGCUGGGCACAAAUUCAAUGAGAUCUCACAGAAAUGCGAAGAUCUUGAUGAGUGUUCCAACAUUCCUGGUAUCUGUGGCGUUGGCGAAUGCUCAAACACCGCCGGCAGCUACUUCUGCAAAUGUCCUCAGGGAUACUUCGUCUCAGUGGACGGCUCCAGGUGCAUAGACGCUCGUAGCGGUUUCUGUUUCGCCAGCCUGCUGAACGGGCGCUGCGCCAACCAAAAUUCACAGCCCUUGACAAAAAUGCAAUGCUGCUGCGAUAGCGGGCGGUGCUGGUCCGACGGCUCCGCCCCGGAAAUGUGCCCCACUCGCGGAGCAGAAGAGUACCAGAAACUGUGCGUCCAGUUACCCGAUAUUAUCGGCGGGGGACCUGGACGCGGACCCGGGGGCCCAGAAUUUCCAGGCAUCUACCCAUACGUCCCGGGCCGUACCCCUGGCCAGGGCCCAGGACCGAUUCCGGGCCGGACACCGGGUCAGUACCCGGAUAUUAUCCCGGGUCGAACCCCCGGUCAAGGCCCAUUUCCAGGCGAGUUUCCAGGACAACUACCGAUACAACCUCCGCCAGGUCCAGUCAUCAUCCAAACCCAGAAUAUCACCAACAUUUGCCAGGCCUAUCGCAACCUCUGCCCGAACGGCCGAUGCAUCCCCUUGCCGGGCGUCAAUUACCGCUGCGAGUGCAACAUGGGCUUCACUUUGGACGGGAGGAACGUGUGCAUCGAUGAAGACGAAUGUGAGAGAAGCCCUUGCGUGCACGGGGAGUGCGUGAACACUCCCGGGUCGUACAUGUGUCGAUGUCCUGUGGGAUUCCAGUCCACUGCAACCAAGACUGAGUGCCGAGACCUGGAUGAGUGCGUGGCCAACGGUCGCAUCUGCAACAACGGUCGCUGCGUGAACACAGAAGGCAGCUUCCACUGUGUCUGCAAUGCCGGCUUUGAACUCUCCACCGACGGCAAAAACUGCCAAGACCAAGACGAGUGUCUCAUCCGAAACAUGUGCCUCAAUGGAUUGUGCAUCAAUGAGGACGGCAGCUUCAAAUGCAUCUGCAAACCCGGCUACUUGCUCGAUAGCAGCGGGCGCAUGUGUAUAGACAUUGACGAGUGCGAGACGCCAGGUAUGUGCAUGAAUGGCCACUGCGUCAACACGGAAGGAUCUUUCCGCUGUGAGUGCAUGUCGGGGAUGGCGGUUGGCCUGGAUGGUCGCAUCUGUGUCGACACACACAUGCGCAGCUCGUGCUACGGCGGCUACAAGCGAGGCCAAUGUGUUCGGCCUUUAUUUGGAGCCGUGACCAAAUCCGAGUGCUGCUGUGCCAGCAUUGAGUACGCCUACGGGGAACCUUGCCAACCCUGUCCACCCCAAAACUCUGCCGAGUUCUUGGCUUUGUGCCCAAAUGGCAUCGGCACAACUGGAGAUGGAAGAGAUAUUAACGAGUGCGCCCUUGACCCGGAUCUUUGCCAGAACGGCGUUUGUGAGAACAUGCUGAGAACGUACAAAUGCACCUGCAAUGAAGGCUUUGAGGUCGACCUGACUGGAAAAAACUGUAUCGAUAUCGACGAAUGUAUGAUAAACAGUCAGCUGUGUGAUAACGGCCUGUGCAGAAACACCCCAGGAAGUUUCAGCUGUCAGUGCCCAAAAGGAUUCACGUUAAAUCCUGAAAAAGAUGUCUGCGAAGAUGUGGACGAAUGUGUGUCAAGUCCCUGUGUGAACGCAGACUGCCUGAACAGCAAGGGGUCAUUUGUCUGCUUGUGUUCAACGGGCAGUUUGCUGGACAGCUCUGGGCUCGAGUGUAUUGAGACGACUAAAAGCACUUGCUGGCUGAAAAUGAUCAAUGACCGCUGUGAAGUCAACAUCAACGGGGCUACGCUCAAGUCUCACUGCUGUGCCACGCUUGGAGAGGCCUGGAACAGUCCUUGUUCCAAAUGUGAAAAAGAUCCCAUCUGUGGCAAGGGUCUCGCUAGAGUCCGAGGAAAUGUGUGCGAAGACGUGGACGAGUGUCAAGUUUUUCCCGGAGUGUGCAUCAACGGCAAGUGCGUCAACACACACGGCUCCUUUUUCUGUCAGUGUCCUCCCGGAAUGACCGUCGACAUCAGCGGUAGAACCUGCAUCGACUUGCGCACAGAGCAGUGCUACCUAACACAUGAGGAUGAACGCUGCGGAGCGCCGAUCUCAGGGAAACAUCGUGUGGAUGCUUGCUGUUGCUCAGUGGGAGUGGCCUGGGGCCCAGAGUGCGAUGAAUGCCCGGAGAAAGGGACUCCGGAAUACUCUCAGCUCUGUCCCCGUGGUCCCGGCUUCUCCCACCGUGGUGACUUCAUCAAUGGAAGACCCUUCCUCAAAGAUAUAAACGAAUGCAGGAUGAUAAACACCCUUUGCUCAAAUGGGAAGUGCAGAAACACCAUCGGGAGCUUCCGCUGUCGUUGCGAUAAUGGAUACGCGUUGGAUUCACAUGAGAGGAACUGCACAGACAUUGACGAGUGUCGCAUCUCACCCGACUUGUGUGGGCAGGGCCGGUGUGUCAACACUCCCGGAGACUUUGAGUGCGAGUGUUUCGAAGGAUAUGAGAGCGGCUUUAUGAUGAUGAAAAACUGCAUGGACAUCGAUGAGUGUGAACGCAAUCCGCUGCUGUGCCGGGGAGGCGAGUGCGUCAACAGCGAAGGCAGCUUCCAGUGCGUGUGCCCCGUGGGACACGAAGUUGCUCCCGAUAGCUCGGCCUGCCUAGACAUCAAUGAAUGCGAGUUGAGCGACAGGCUGUGCAGGCACGGCCAAUGUGUCAAUAUGGUUGGACGCUACCAGUGUGCCUGCGACACGGGCUACAAAUCUACCGAGAACAGGCUGGACUGUGUGGACAUUGACGAAUGCACCAUUGAGAACGGAGGGUGCGAAACCUUUUGCACAAAUUCGGAUGGCAGUUAUGAGUGUAGCUGCCAUAGCGGCUACGCGCUGAUGCCCGAUCUGAGAAGCUGCACAGAUAUUGAUGAGUGCGAGGAGAGCCCAGACAUUUGUGACGGCGGCCAGUGCACCAACACGCCGGGGACGUACCAGUGUCUCUGCUUCGAUGGCUUCAUGUCAUCCGAGGACAUGAAGACCUGCCUGGAUGUGGAUGAGUGUGAGCUCAACCCCAACAUCUGUCUGAAUGGGAACUGCGAGAACACCAAGGGAUCCUUCAUCUGUCACUGUGAUCUGGGAUACUCUGUACGCAAAGGAACCACUGGCUGCACGGAUAUCAACGAGUGUGAAAUUGGAGCACACAACUGUGACAGACACGCAACUUGCACUAAUACAGCAGGUAGCUUCAAAUGCCACUGUGCUCCUGGCUGGAUUGGUGACGGCAUCAAAUGCACAGACUUGGAUGAGUGCUCCAAUGGGACUCACAUGUGCAGCAACAACGCCGAAUGUCUCAACACCAUGGGCUCAUAUCGAUGUGCAUGCAAGGAUGGAUUUUCUGGGGACGGCUUCUUCUGCUCAGACAGCGAUGAGUGCGCAGAGAAUGGUAACCUGUGUGAGAGCGGCCACUGUCUCAACAUGCCCGGUGGUUACCGCUGCGAGUGUGACAUGGGCUUCAUCCCCACCGCCGACGGCAAGGCCUGCGAGGACAUAGAUGAAUGUACCUUCGCUGACAUCUGCGUUAAUGGACGGUGCAAGAACAUUCCGGGCCUUUUCAGAUGUGAAUGCAACAUCGGUUAUGAGCUGGACAGGAGUGGGGGGAACUGCACAGAUAUCAAUGAAUGUGCGGAUCCAACCAUUUGCAUUAAUGGAAUUUGUGUUAAUAUCCCUGGAAGCUACCAUUGUAACUGCCCCGAUGACUUUGAGCUUAACCCCACCCGGGUGGGAUGCGUAGACACUCGCUCUGGAAGCUGCUUCCUGGAUGUGCGCCCUCGGGGAGACGCAUCGGAGAACUUGGACUGCUCCAAUGAGAUUGGAGUCGGUGUUUCUAAGGCGUCUUGCUGCUGUUCUCUAGGCCACGCUUGGGGAAAUCCGUGCGAAUUAUGCCCGCCUCUCAACUCAAGCGAGUAUAAGGUCCUGUGUCCAGGUGGCGAAGGCUUCAGACCGAACCCCAUCACGGUCAUUUUGGAAGACAUCAAUGAGUGUCAGGAACUGCCUGGCCUGUGUCAGGGAGGAGAGUGCAUCAACACCUUUGGGAGCUUUCAGUGUGAAUGUCCAAGAGGUUUCACACUCAACCAAGACACGAGAGUCUGCGAAGAUAUCAACGAGUGUGAGCGUCCAGGAAUUUGUGGGCCAGGCAACUGCUACAACACCAUCGGAAACUACACCUGCAUCUGCCCCGUGGACUACAUGCAAGUCAACGGAGGCAACAAUUGCAUGGAUAUGAGGAAGAGCUACUGCUUCAGGAACUUUUAUUCAGACAACAGAACGUGCGACGGAGAGCUAACCUUCAACAUGACCAAAAAGAAGUGCUGCUGCGCCUACAACAUUGGUCGCGCAUGGCAUAAACCCUGUGAGGAGUGUCCAGUGCCCAGCAGCGAUGAGUUCGCCAUCCUGUGCGGCAGCGAGAGACCGGGAUAUUAUAUCGACAUAACCACCGGACGAGUUAUUGAUAUUGACGAGUGCAGGGAAAUCCCAGGCGUGUGUGAGAACGGAGUGUGCAUCAACUUGGUCGGCAGCUUCAGGUGCGAGUGCCCCAUCGGCUUCAUCUACAAUGACAAGCUGCUAAUUUGUGAAGAUAUCGAUGAGUGUCAGAAUGGGCCCGUGUGCCAGCAGAAUGCGGCCUGUUUGAACAUGCCUGGAAGCUACCGCUGCGAGUGCAAAGAUGGGUAUCGACUCACCCCAUCAGGACAAUGCCUAGAUCGUAACGAAUGUGCCGAGAACGCCGCUAUUUGCAAUCCCGGUCAGUGCAUUGACACGCUGGGGAGCUACCGCUGCAUCUGCCCUAACGGAUUUAAAACGACUCGGGACCAGUCAAUGUGUGUCGACACGGACGAAUGCGAGCGACAACCAUGCGGCAACGGGACCUGUAAGAACACGGUGGGCUCGUACAACUGCCUCUGCCACCCCGGGUUCCAAAAUUCACACAACAGUGACUGCAUAGAUAUUGACGAGUGCUCUAGUCAGAGGGGGAUCUGCCGUAACGGACAGUGUGCGAACACUGUGGGCAGCUUUCUCUGUGUGUGUAACGACGGCUAUGAGCUUUCGCCAGACGGGAGAGUGUGUAUAGAUAUAAACGAAUGUGUAGUAAAUCCUGGCACAUGCGGCGUUGGCACGUGUCUGAAUCUGGACGGCUCAUACAGAUGCAUUUGCCCACCCGGAUAUUUUCUCCAUGAGGAAACGUGCGAAGACAUUGAUGAGUGUUCGCAGUCACCCGAGAUCUGCAUGUUUGGAACCUGCUCCAACACAGAGGGAAGCUUCACCUGCUUGUGCCCUGAGGGCUUCCAACUGUCUGCCUCUGGACGCAGAUGUUUAGAUGUACGAAUCAACUACUGCUAUACAAAGUUUGAAAAUGGUCGCUGCCAGGUUCCGAAACCUCAGAAUACUACCAAGGAAGAAUGCUGCUGUACUGGAAUGAUAGGUCAAGGUUGGGGAGAUCCCUGUGAAAUUUGCCCCGGCCAGACAGACGAUGCGUUUUCCCUUCUCUGUAUAAAUAAGGGAUACACACGUGGCCUCGAUGACGUUCCAAAGGAUGUCGACGAAUGCAUCAAUAACCCCUGCACUAACGGCCAGUGCAUCAACACAGACGGUUCAUUCCGCUGCGAAUGUCAGCUGGGCUACAGACUAGACGUCAGAGGAAUUACUUGUGAAGACACUGAUGAGUGCGACGUCGGUAACCCCUGCGGAAACGGCACGUGCACAAAUGUGAUCGGAGGCUUUGAGUGUGCGUGUGAGGAGGGCUUUGAACCGGGUCCAAUGAUGACCUGCGAAGAUAUCAACGAGUGCGCCCAGAAUCCUCUGCUAUGUGCAUUCCGCUGUGUAAAUGUAGUGGGCUCCUAUGAGUGUAAAUGUCCAACAGGAUAUGUACUGCGUGAGGAUAAGAGGAUGUGUAAAGACCAGAACGAGUGCGAAGACGGCCUCGACGAUUGUGCCAGCAGAGGAAUGACCUGCAAGAACCUGAUUGGUACAUUUAUGUGCAUCUGCGCACCUGGAUACACACGCCACCCGGGUGGAGAUGGCUGCAUCGAUCUGAACGAAUGUACAGCCAAACCGGGCAUCUGUAAGAACGGCCGUUGUGAGAACACAGUGGGAAGCUAUCGCUGCAGAUGUGACGAGGGAUUCCUGUCGAACCCCACACAGACGGAAUGUAUCGAUAACCGCGAGGGCUUCUGUUUCACCGAGGUUCUGACUACCCUGUGUCAGCUGACAUCCAGCAACAGAAACAUGGUGACCAAGUCGGAGUGUUGCUGUGAUGGAGGCAGGGGCUGGGGCAACAACUGUGAGCUUUGUCCGCUCCCCGGGACCACCCAGUUCAAGAAAAUGUGUCCUCUGGGAACUGGCUUUACAACUGAUGGAAGAGAUAUCGACGAGUGUCGCGUGAUGGGGAACUUGUGCAAGAACGGCCAGUGUGUCAACUCUCUCGGCUCGUACAACUGCAUCUGCAAAGCCGGCUAUGCCACAGACAUCACUGGCACUCAGUGUGUGGAUGUGGAUGAAUGCAUACAGGCACCCAAGCCUUGUAACUUCAUCUGCAAGAACACAGAGGGUGGAUAUCUUUGUUCCUGCCCCCGUGGAUACCUCCUACAGGAAGAUGGGAAGAGCUGCAGAGACUUGGACGAGUGCUCGACAAAACAGCACAACUGUCAAUUCUUGUGCGUCAACACCAUCGGCGGCUUCACCUGCAAGUGUCCUCCUGGCUUCACCCAGCAUCACACCGCCUGCAUCGACAACAACGAAUGUUCAACAGACCCGAAUCUUUGUGGCGCCAACGGUGUUUGCCAGAACACUCCAGGGAGCUUCAAUUGCGACUGCCAGCGUGGCUUCUCAUUAGACCCCAACGGACAGAGCUGCGAAGACACGGACGAGUGUGACGGCAACCACCGGUGUCAGCACGGCUGUCAGAACUUAGUGGGCGGCUACCGGUGCAGCUGUCCGCAGGGUUACCUGCAGCACUACCAGUGGAACCAGUGCGUGGAUGAGAACGAGUGUCAGAACACUCAAAUCUGCGGGGGAGCGUCGUGCCACAACACUCUGGGGAGCUUCCGCUGCCUCUGCCCCACCGGCUUCAACUACGAACAGGCCUCCGGGGGCUGCUCGGACAUCAACGAGUGCUCCAACACCCAGAACCCGUGCAAGUUCGGGUGCUCCAACACCGACGGCGGCUAUCUGUGCGGUUGUCCCGCCGGAUACUACAGGGCAGGACAAGGGCAUUGCGUGUCCGGGCUGGCUUUGGGUGGCGCUGACCAAAGUGUGGCUCCGGGAGGGGAGGAUGAUGAAAAUUCUCUGUCUCCUGAGGCCUGCUACGAGUGCAAGAUCAACGGCUAUCCCAAGAAGGGGCGCAAUCGACGCAGCACCAAUUCGACGCGGGAUGACGUGCAGACGUCCGACAACGAGAUGAUCAGCCUGGCCAGCGUGGACGUCGAGGACACGCUGCACUUGCACCUGAACCUCAGCGCGCUGAGCAAGCGCGAGCGCCUCCUGGAGUUCACGCCGGCCCUGUCCGCCCUCGCCGACCACGUGCGCUACAGCAUCGACGGCGGCAACGAAGAGGGCCACUUCAAGAUCGACCGGAGGGAGGGCGUCAGCUACCUGCACCUGAGCAAGAAGAAGGUCCCGGCCCCCGGCGCGUACGACCUCCGCAUCAGCAGCGUGCCCCUGUACAGGAAGAAGGAGCUGAACGCGCUGGAGGAUCGGCACGAUAAAGACUACCUCACGGGGCAGCUGGGGGACAUCCUGAAGAUGAGGGUGCAGGUCGUCCUGCAUUAACCAGCGCAAGACUGUGGCGGGCGGAGAGGUUGACGAUCCACAAACGGCGAAACAUCUCGAACUCGGGGGGGGGGGGGGGAGGGGGCGGGGCGUGGGGGUGUUUUCACUUUUGCUUGCCACCAAAGAAACGAGGAGGAGGGCGCAAGCGUUCGAUUGCCAAAGAUGAUUCUACACGCGUCGUAGGUAUUAUUACAAUUGCUGUGGGAAAAAAGUGAUGAGCGACUGAACGCUCGGCUCAGUCAAAAAACGAAGAACAUUCAUGAGAAAUGUGUAAAAAAAAAAAAAAAAAACGGGAUGGGGAAAAAAAAAUACGUGUUUGCAUGUCGUGCGGAAUCGGUGCCGCGUCGAAAGGCAAAAGGACAACGGGAAACUCUGAAGGUUUUUUUUUUCCUCUCUCUCUCUCUCUUUUUCUUCUUCUCAAAUAACUGUGCCCAAGCGGAAGAAGAGGACGUCCCACUAGUCCGAAGUCUUGAGUUCAUUUCCUUCACGGAUGCGACGCGCGAUUCGCGGCGGGAGGUCAAAUUGCGAGCGGAUCGGGCAGGAGAGGAAAGGAAGCCACCGAGGACUUUUGAGACGUCGCGGCAGGCGUCCCGUCGCGUAUUUAAAAUACGCCCGUCCGCUCUUUUUUUUUUUUUUUUUUUCCAACGGAUCGUUCAUAUUUACUGGUGCUAGCGACACGACCACAUAGCUUCAGAAAAAAUGCACUGUGCCACCAUGCGAGUCUCUCACGACGACUCUCGAUUUCACGUCCGCCGGCCGCUUUUCUCUAUAUUUCAUGUAAAUUGUGUUUAUACUGUAAUAAUCAAUGCCACUUUUAAUCUUAUGUUGCCUUUGUAAACUAGAGGAAGCCCCCUGGAUUACGCGGGGGGGGGGGGGGGGUGUAACGGUGCUUAUAAUGACCAACUACUUUCUUUUAUUAUCUGUAUACAUUCACAUACGUGCGCACGGACAUACACACAUCUGAAAUUAACGAUGACAAACCUGGACCUUCCUGAUCAUGCACUGAGGCCUUCGCGGCCACACAUUCUCUCACACGUACAGAUCAGUGCCGCAUCACCAAGGGCCAGCCCGACGCCGGUCUGGGUUCUUGUUCACGUCAGCGGGGGUUUAGUUGUACAUUCACAAUAAAGAAAAACAUUCUUUUGGUGUA